CAGGCAGCUGAAUAUUCUGACGCCGAUUCUGUGCGACAUGCCGGAUAGAAACGAGAAUGAAAAACAUGCGAAGUGAUGCUUGUUGACAGCAUCAUUUGAGUUUUUCUUUAUUUACCUUCUACACGUACUGUAGCUAUCCUGACAUUAACUGUCAACAACAACACGUUAAGUGUUGCCUCGUAUGUUUACCUUUAGUCUCUGGCCCAUAAGUCCAUCUAUCUUAGCACCACUAGCAUUAGCAGCUAACCCUACAAGACAUAGUAACGUUACUUACACGACAUUUUGACAGCGUUUUAGUAUUUAAAUCUACCACCGCUGGUUUCUGCAGUAUGAGUCAUGCAUAUGGUGGCGGGGGUGGGAGAAGAGGUGGAAGAGGAGGUCGAGGAGGAGGUCGUGGAGGAGGUCGAGGGUACAGAGAUGGAAGCAGAGAUGGAAGCAGAGAGAGAUGGGACAGGGGAGGCGGACGGGGCUCAGGGGGACAAAGCUCGGACUUCGACCAGGACCCAGGAGGAGGGGGACAACGGGACCGGCCUCCCCCACACCUGAAGGGACGGGAUAUCGGUAUGUGGUACGCAAGAUACGGAGCCGUGAGGAGGAAGCAGGCUGACCGGAGAUCGCGGCCGGUGGUCCAGAUGGAUGCAGCCAGAGAGCAGCACAUUACGAAGCUGCUUAACUCUGUCCAAAAUGAUCAGCCUGGUCCAGCGAGAGACUGCAGGGAUGCAGGAGCCUCUACAUCUGACAGCUGGCGGUCAGCUGCCAAUAGUAGUGGUCAUUGUUACUUUGAUGGUGAAGCGUCUGAAGAGGAUAAAAAGAAGAUUGAGUUCAAGUCUGAAGAGGAGGAGGAAGAAGUUACUCCUAAAUCACAACGUUACUUCUCUCCAGCAGUUGUCAAAGAUGAGGCUCCAGAUGCGUGGGAUAAAGACGACCAGCAGGAGAAAGAGGAGAAAGAAAGUCUGAAAAAGAAAGACAAGGAACUGGAGUUCUUGUGUCACGAAGUAGUGAGGGACAGUUCACUGGAUGAACGCUUACAGAGAGAUCUGCAGAGCAAGAAAUCUGAUCCAAAGUACAAAGAAAUGCUGAAAUUCAGGGAAAAACUACCGUCCUAUAACAAAAAAGAGGAGCUUGUGCAACUGAUCAACUCUAGCCGGGUCCUGGUGGUGAGCGGGGAGACGGGCUGUGGAAAGACCACCCAGGUCACCCAGUUCAUCCUGGAUGACUACAUCAACAGAGGAGUGGGCUCGAUGUGUCGGGUGGUCUGCACGCAGCCUCGGCGAAUCAGUGCCAUCUCGGUAGCAGAGCGUGUAUCAGCGGAGAGGGCAGAAAGUGUAGGAAAUGGAAAUUCAUGUGGUUACCAAAUCCGCCUGCAAAG
Messenger RNA from Notothenia coriiceps (black rockcod), 1369 nucleotides. Its product is annotated as ATP-dependent RNA helicase DHX36-like. The record is from RefSeq and is a predicted model, not a curated record. Gene Ontology annotation, cellular component: intracellular anatomical structure; cytoplasm; nucleus. The annotation marks the transcript as partial. Gene Ontology annotation, molecular function: RNA helicase activity; G-quadruplex RNA binding; G-quadruplex DNA binding. The transcript is spliced from 7 exons. Lineage: Eukaryota; Metazoa; Chordata; Actinopteri; Perciformes; Nototheniidae.